AUGCGGAGCCAUCAUGACUCUCCACUCUUCCGGAAUAAGCCAUGGUUACUCAUGGGAGAUUUCAAUGAAAUUUUGGAUGGGGAGGAGCACUCUGAUCAUUCGGUUUCCCCUGUUAUUUCACCGGGUAUGAGGGAGUUCCAAGACGUUGUGAAUCACUGUAAUCUGAUGGAUAUGGGAUCUCAUGGCCCAUUAUUCACUUGGGUUAACAAGCGAGAUGACGGUCUCAUUUCCAAAAUACUGGAUCGAGUACUCAAUAACGAUAUUUGGCUUCAUCGGUUCUCGCGUGCAUACUGCGUUUUUGAGUCAGGUGGAUGCUCUGACCAUCUUUGUAGUCGCCUGCAGUUGGAUAUGGGCACACCGGCUCUCAAAAAGCCGUUUAAAUUCGUUAACUCAGUUGCUAGUCUCCCUGUUUUCAUUCCUCUUUUUCUGAAGAAACUUAAGGGACUGAAGCAGGGAAUACGGGACCUGACCAAGGAUCGCUUGGGGGAUCUUGUGAGAAGAUCUCAUGAAGCCCACCUGGAGUUAUGCGCAAAGCAAGCAGAGACAUUAUCACAUCCGACUAUUGUUGUAGUGCCAGAGGAGGCUGAAGAUUUUGAACACUGGCAGUAUGUAGCAGGAUUGGAAGAAAACCUCUUAAAACAUAGAUCUAAACUGCAUUGGCUUCACGUUGGUGAUCAAAAUAAUCGAGUUUUUCAUAAUGCUGUUAAGAUUCGUGAGGCACGCAACUCCAUCAGGGAGAUUCACUGUGCUGAUGGUUUUAUUGCAAAAACUCAAGAUGCUAUCAAACAUGAAGCGGCUCGUUUUUUCUCUGAUUUUCUUGGACAGAUCCCGAGUGAGUAUGAAGGAGCCACAAUUGACUCAUUGGAGGCUUUAUUGCCUUUUCGUUGUACUGCAACUCAUACUGCUAUGCUUGUAAAGGAUGUCUCUGACGAGGAGAUUAGUAGUGUAUUGUUCUCGAUGCCUCCGAAUAAAAGCUCGGGUCCCGACGGCUACAUGUGCGAGUUCUAUAAGUCUGCUUGGCCUAUCAUUAACAAAGACUUCACUAUCGUUGUGCAGUCUUUUUUCGCACUGGUUUCUUGCCGAAGGGUGCUAAUACCACUAUACUUGCAUUGA
This is a messenger RNA of Camelina sativa (false flax), 1113 nucleotides long. The record is from RefSeq and is a predicted model, not a curated record. NCBI's taxonomy places the organism in Eukaryota, Viridiplantae, Streptophyta, Magnoliopsida, Brassicales, Brassicaceae.